This is a messenger RNA of Alexandromys fortis (reed vole), 8090 nucleotides long. RefSeq names its product potassium two pore domain channel subfamily K member 9 (gene Kcnk9). Gene Ontology annotation, cellular component: plasma membrane. NCBI's taxonomy places the organism in Eukaryota, Metazoa, Chordata, Mammalia, Rodentia, Cricetidae. The transcript is spliced from 2 exons. Bases 1188 to 3011 code for a protein of 607 amino acids. Gene Ontology annotation, molecular function: outward rectifier potassium channel activity; potassium ion leak channel activity. Gene Ontology annotation, biological process: stabilization of membrane potential; potassium ion transmembrane transport. The record is from RefSeq and is a predicted model, not a curated record.
GUUUCUUAAACUCUCCACUUUUCCAAGGCUGUGUGCGCUCUUAGGGGAGCAGGAUAGAAGGAACCCAGGCAUUCGUGUUUAUCCACCCACAUCCCAGCCGAAACUGACUAGCGUCUGGGCUCCGACACCCGCACCCUGUGGCAGCACCCAGUUUUACCCCUCUCCCUCCUCCUCUAGCCACCUCUCCUGGGUUCCAUAGCGAGCACCCUGCUCAGCCCUAGGUCUGCUGCAGGGGCUGCCAGCGCCGCCUCACCAGCUGGCUGGGGACCAGGCGGGAGGUGGCUUGCCCCGGAGGCUGCAGGAGGGAGGAAGGAAGAGAAGGAAAAGAGAGGAGAAGAGAGGAGGGAGGGAAGCCGGUCCUCGGAGUAGCCGGCCCCCCCAACCCCGUCCCUCCCGCCGGAGCGGGGCAGUCAAACGCAAACACGCGCGCACGCACACUCGCGAAUACAUACACUCGGGCUCCCUCCGGCGCGCACGCACAGCGCCUCAGGCAGACCAGAGCGGAGGCUGCCUCUCCUGACUCCUGGACGCCAGAGUCUCGGGAUCCUCAGCGGCUGAUGAGCCUUUGCCUGCCGCUAUUCCUACUCUUCAGUUCCUCCAGGCCAGUGGGACCACUCCCGCUGCCACCACCUCGCCCGCCACCCGGGAAGGAGCUAGCUGGCCGACCAUCGCCGCGCAGUUCCCUCAUCGCCCUCAGGUAGCUCCGUUGUAGCUUCUGUCUUGGGCUUCGCCCUGUUCCUGAGCUUAGGAGGCUGAGUGAAACAAACUUCGCAGACCGGCUGACGCGCCACGGGCCCGCAUGCCCCGCACUCCCAGGUGGGCACAGGACAUUAGGACUUUGGGACAUUGGGCUGCCUUGCCCAUUGCACCUGCUAGAUAGACGCUCUCCCUGCUUGCAGGGGAUUCUAGAGACAUCUUCACUUAGCAAACUUUUGUUUCCUCACCCAAAGGGGUGAGGAAAGCUAGAGGGAGAAGUUGGUCUCCUCCGGGCAACCGCCAUCCUGGAGGCGAUUAGCUGGGCCCCGCUAACCGCGGAACGCAUCCAGAGAGAUGCCGAACCUCUCCCCGGGUCGCCUUCUGUACCGACUCCUGAUCCUGAUCCUGCCCCAGCCCGGUCCGCGGGCUCGAGAGGCCAGGUGCCGAGGACCACGCAGCCCGCGCGAAAUGAGCAUGGGCCAUCCAUACGCAUGACCAUCCGCACUGGGGCAAGUCGCUUGACCCAGGCCUGGCGUAGGGUGUCCCGCGUCCAGGAUCGCUGGCCUCCGCACCCUAGUGAUGCCAUGAGCAUGCCUACCCUCUUGCCUAUCCCAGUGGUGGUCACCACGCCCGCGGACCCCGUUGAAUUCGUGGAAUCGGCUGCACUGGGUGAGCCCGCUACGCCCGCAGAGUCCAUUGUGCCGGCGGAACCCACUACGCCUGCAGAAUCGGUUGUGCCCGCAGAACCCGCUACACCCGCAGAGCCGGUUGGGCACGUGGAACCCACUGCGCCCGCGGAACUUGCUGCUCCCACAGAGUCCGCCGAGCCUGCCGAACCCGGGGCAUCUGCUGAGCCCGGGGCGUCCGCUGUGCCCGCGGAACCUGCAAAAUACAGGGAGUCCACUGUGACCAUCGAGACCGAGGAGCCCCAGGCACGCGGGAACGCUCCUCAGCUUGAAGGUGUUGAAGUUCGGAACAGUGAGGACCCCCAAGAUGAUUCUAUCAUUUCCAGCAUCAGCUGCGGCAUCUGCUGUUACCACCGCUUACAACUUAGACUCCAUCGUAGAGGAGGCUUCGUCCGCGCGGCGCUGCAUUGGGAAGCGCGCCCUGGUUUGGCUCAUUUUCCUUUUGGCGGCUCCUUUUUCGCAGCCAUGAAGCGGCAGAACGUGCGUACCCUGUCCCUGAUCGCCUGUACCUUCACCUACCUGCUGGUGGGUGCUGCUGUGUUCGACGCCCUCGAGUCGGACCAUGAGAUGCGCGAGGAGGAGAAACUUAAGGCCGAAGAGGUCCGCAUCAGAGGCAAGUACAACAUCAGCUCCGAUGACUACCAGCAGCUGGAGCUGGUGAUUCUGCAGUCUGAACCCCACCGUGCUGGUGUCCAGUGGAAAUUCGCGGGUUCCUUCUACUUUGCCAUCACCGUCAUCACAACUAUAGGAUACGGACAUGCUGCACCUGGCACCGAUGCUGGCAAGGCCUUCUGUAUGUUCUAUGCUGUGUUGGGCAUCCCUCUGACGCUAGUCAUGUUCCAGAGUCUGGGUGAGCGCAUGAACACCUUCGUGCGCUGCCUGCUGAAGCGUAUCAAGAAGUGUUGUGGCAUGUGUAACACUGAUGUUUCCAUGGAAAACAUGGUGACCGUUGGAUUCUUCUCCUGCAUGGGCACCCUGUGCCUUGGGGCAGCUGCCUUCUCCCAGUGCGAGGACUGGAGCUUCUUCCAUGCCUACUACUACUGCUUCAUAACACUGACUACUAUAGGCUUCGGAGACUUUGUGGCCCUGCAGUCCAAAGGUGCCCUGCAGAGGAAGCCAUUCUACGUGGCCUUCAGCUUCAUGUAUAUCCUGGUGGGACUGACCGUCAUCGGUGCCUUCCUCAAUCUCGUGGUCCUGCGAUUCCUGACCAUGAAUACCGAUGAGGAGCUGCUGGAGAGUGAAGUUGCGCAGAUCAUUGCUGGAAACCCCAACAGCGUGAUCAUCCAUGUGCCAGACGUCCGCCAUAGGUACCAACCCCGGAACUUCCUGAAAAGAUACGGCAGAACCCUGUGCUAUCUUUGUUUCCCGCGUGGGGCUCUUGCCCAGGACGAUGGUGAUGACGACAUUCCUGAUGAUGUUGCUGUUGCCGCUGCCGCUGCAGCCGCUGCUGCCGGUGUGGGUAGCAGGCGCGUCCGGGCUACUGUCCACUCCAUUUCCUGCAGGGUUCAAGAGAUAUCCCCAAACACACUGAAGAACAGCUUUUUCCGGACCCCAUUCGGCCCCAUCCCUCAUGGGAUUCACACCUGCGGGGAGAACCACAGGCUGGCCCUCCGACGCAAGUCCAUCUAAGUGUGGGAGGGAAGUAGACAGAAGAGACAUUUGUCAUGCUGAUGUAAGUUCCAUUGGCCCAACUCCUCUUUCCCUCCUUGUUUGUUUACUAUUAUUCUCUCUCUUUUUGUGAUUACGGUCAUCAUCAUUCCUUUCUUCCGUGUCCUUUCCUGGUUUCAUUUCUUCCCCACCUUUCCAGCCAGAGCUGUCCAAAGGGAAAAUAGAGGCCCAGUCCUCUCUAAAACUUGCUCCUGCCCACGAGGCAUGGAUUCCUUCCUUUCUCCCCCAGCAGAGUUAUGCCUUACAUUCCUCCCCACCCUGCCUCCUCUACCCAGGGUGGCUUUCCUAGGACAGGUGUGAGAACAAGAGCACCAAGACAGAGCUGAGAGGAUGCCCAGCCCAAAGCCUUUGACUGCCUACCUGUAGUCAUGUCUCCCACACCUAACUCCUCUCUUCUUCCCCGAGGACUGGGUGGCCUGUAUGUACGCGUGUGCAAAAUGAGUGUGUGUGUGUGCUUCUGUGUGUAGGUGUGUUGUGCGACAAGGUGGAAGUAUCAGGUGUUCACUUCCCUCCUCACUCAUACACUUCCCUUAACGGUCUCCUCGAGGCUGCUGCUUCCAAACAAACUAAACCUUGCGAGGUUGAUCACCUUGCCAAAUUGAGCACAUCCCAGAAAAGCACUUUGGACCCAUGGCCAUAGCUUCAAAUGGCUAGCAUCUGAAUCUCAUCCGUUACUCAUCAGGGUGCAGGUGGGCAGGACCACAAGCGGUCAGGUUAGCUCUCCAGUUUAAAAAUUAAAUCUUAAGAAGCACGCACUGUGUGGAACUGGUGUGCAUCACUGACACAAGAAAGCAAGCGUUGCAAAGGGUAGUCAGAAGCCGCCAGUGUCCACCUAACUCAAGACACUUAGUUUCGGCAUCUCAAAGUUCCAACAGUUUCCCCUGCAGCUGGAGUUGUCAGCGUAGACAGGAGAACUGUUGGGACCCGAGAGUAGCUAUUUCAUUAUUUCCCUCUUUCUCACGAUGAUGACUAUGACGAUGACGACUCCGAAGCCUCUACCUGCGUGGAUAGUUCUGGAAUGCUUGGAUGAGAAUGAGUAUCAGAAUGAUAACGUGGUUUCUUUUCCUUAUCAGAAAGUGACAGGGCAUUCCUUGUUUAAAUAUAGAUAGAUAUUUAGAUAUUUCAGGAAAGAGUCUCUAAAUGCAUUUUAUCUGUGAAUAGGGGCACGUUCACAUUGGUCUCAGGAAGAGUUUAGGGGCUAUAUCUUGGCCUACUGGGAAAUUGUCAAUCUCAGGGGAUGCUUUUGUCUAGGUAGUGGAGAAACUCUUCCCCACUCUCAAUAAAGGAUGACCCCUUAGGGGACAGUUUAGGCUAGAGAAUAUGGCACGUCGUAUGUAGGCCCUUUCAACCACAGGGGUCCGAGGGCAGCUCAGCCUUCGCACUCACUGAGGACUCCAGUUUCUCUCAUUGCCAAACCUGUCAUCUCUAAAAGUCACCCAUUCACCCAUUCUCCCUCUCCUCAUUUGUACACUGGAAGUUCCUGGCUUUUGGAUGGAAAUGGGCUUUGGCUACACUACGCAUGCACAAGGAACGCACUUACUGGUCUUCAAGAUUCCUUAAAGGACACAGCAUCCAAAUGCCACCAGUUCCAAGCAUGUGUGCCAUUGGGCUGAAACCAGGAGCAUCCAAGACUCCUCUGGAAAGUCGAUGCAUGCAUUUAAUGAUACUAGGACACGGGACCUUCAAGAGGAGUCUGUGAACCUUAGACUCUCUUGGCCAAAGUUGACAUACAUAGACUUCAAGGUCUUUAUCAGUUCACUUGCUUGAGAUUUUGUAAUAUGGAAUGCCCUGUGCAGGGCUCAAGAGAGAAUAGAAACAAGCCCUCUUGAAUGUUUUUGCUCUGUGAUUGUUGGCUCUUUUGGGUCCCAGGGGUGACAGCCCCAAGGCCUCUAUGCAGAGUACUUUAUGCUCCGAGGAGGCUUCCUGGAACACAAGUAGGAAUCCCCUGGAAACUGUUGUAAGAUUUGCCCUCAAACGGGGGGGGGGGGGAGGUAUGUGUAAUCACCUCUGUAUAUGGUGCUGGGGCACUGAGAAAACCAAGGAUCUACUCUCAUUCCCUACCCCAGAAGGUCCAUAAGGUGGACUUCCUGACACCAGUGUGCCCUGACUCAGCCCUCCAGUGGAGGAGGGACCCUGCUCUGUGUCUCCAUAGGGCCAGUUGUGAGGCCCAGGAGUCAAGUCAGAGGGACAUAGGCUCAACCUGUCUUCAGAGCUGGUUUCCCACUUAUGUAUUUGUGCAAAGUGGUCACAUAGUGACCAUUUUGUGGCAAAGAUUUAAUGACAGGGAGACCCCCUCUUCCUAGAGAAAUACUGACACCACUUUCCACAUUCCCAUAGAGCUGACCCCUCCUCACUUUCUGGAAGGUAAAGACUUGUAGAGAAAAUUUGUUCUUGUAACAUGCUCCCCCACCAUGUUUUUGGCUUUAUUGCCAGUUCAUCUUUGGAAGAAAGGGUACCAAGCUGUCUCUUCCAAUAAGAGUGUGGAGGGAGGUAAUGAAACUUGGCCUAUCUCCCUGUGAGUGGAUCUUCUCCAAGGACCCAUUUGGUUCUUAGCAUGGGACCUGAUGAGACUGUUCUGUGGGCACAUCCAGUGAUGUGCUCUCAUGGGGUGAGGGCAGGGAGAAGUCAAGUUCUGAAGGACUUUCCUCUUUACAAGAGGGGAAUGGGUCACUCCCAUGAAGAGCCCACCAGAAGAGGCGGAGGACCUCCAAGAGGGGGAGCUCCACUGACUCCUUCCUUUUCAGAAGAGAAGACUGAGGUUCCGGAGGGUCAACAUAUCUAAGGUCAUGUGUCAGAACGUAGGUCUUCAUGCUUCCUUUUGCUCUUGUCCUGGCUGCUUUGCUGCUGUUUUGCACAGUAUUCCAAAGAUCCCCUGUUACUGGGCUGGGUUGUAUCUCUGGCCAAGGCCUCUCUCCCUCUCUCACACACUUGGCAUCUUAUUUCAGCCAAGUGAUUGUUGUACUGUUUCCUCCCUUUAACCAAACCCCUUCAACAGCAAGAAAGAUGACCUCAUGCCAGGUGGUUUGCAUAAGGAAUUCAGCUUCAGGAGCUUGAAGGCUGACUUGCUGCCCAGUUCCUGGAAGCCAGCUUGCCUUGUACACACUUAAUAAGAUAUCUGACUCACUUGAACUCUUCACUAAGUGAUCUCCAUCUUUACUUCAUUCAGGACAGGAAGAGGUAGACAAAGCUAUGGAGUAACCCAGAGCUCAAGGCUCGCUGAUUUCUAGUAUCCAUCCCAUUUUGACCCUUAAAGGUACCCAUUCCAGGAAGAAAGUGCUGUCUCACCCAUCAGCCUGUUGAACCUCACUCUUUAGGUUUUGAGAUUCUCGUUAGGUCCCAAACUGGAACCAGCUCUGUGCUUUAUGGCUGCCCCACUCCAGUGGAGGCCAAGGGAGCAGCCUCCAAGAUCAGAAAUUGCAUGCUCCAAAUGCAAUCUAUCACUCGCUUUGGAAGGCUGUGAGAGCCAUGGUUGGGUGGUUGAUUGACAGGAGCACUAGUAUUCAGCAUGGCCAUAGUAGACGGGUGCACCUGAUGGAGAAGACAUCUGGAGAGUAAGUGGAUAAGCUGAGAUAGGUCAUUUUUAUCUAUUUCAUCUCGAUAUAAAAGCUGUGUGGCCCUUGAGUCCCAGUGCCAAUCUAUUCCAUCUGGAAUCUAGAGAGAGACCAGGGCUCCUUGGAGAUCUCCCUUGUCUGUGCGCUCGGAGAGAAAGAGAUCAGAGAAUGAUCACCCAGCAUGGAAGCUCCCAGCCUUGCUUCCACAUGUUCUUUCUACAAUGAUGUGCCCUAGGUAGAGACUCAGUGAGAGUGUAUGAGUGGUAUGAGAACUGAGGCAUAUGCUAGAAUGUGUCCAUUCUCCCAGCUCCAAGCUUGCCAGAGUCUGUUAACUGUGGCUUAGUUCUGAAAGUGGUUAUGAUCUUCACACCAUCUGAGCUGUAUUUUCCUCCAGAGUUGAGGUCUUUUCAGGACCCAGGAGGCAUCCUGGGUGAGGAAAGGGUGGUAGGGCAGGGAAUGGUCCUUCUGUCUUGCCUCACUGGUCUCCAGUUGGCUCACUCCUUGAGCCCCCUUAGCCUUCUCUAUAACAUGAUGGUACAGUGAUUGUGGUGAUCUCGGGACCCUUAGCAGAAGAUAAGCUUGACCCACAAAAGGACCUUUGGGCUUGGAUGAGCUGCUCACAUUUGAAGACUGAGUGAUCAAAAAGCCCAGCCAAAAUCAUGGCAGGAGAUAGAGAGCUGGGAAGGCAAAGAAACACAAGUGUUGGCAUAGAGCAUUGGUCAUUGUGUGGACCACGGUGUAAUGCAUUAUGGGUUCUCUACAGUAGGGGGCUUGUAUUGACUUUCUGUGGUCCCAUCUUGACCACAUGCUGGUAGAGGUUGCUGCUGCAGGAAAACAGAAGUCUAUGAUUAUGAUUCCCCUGACACCAACUUUGAAACAAAUAUCCAAGGUGACAGAAAAGUUGAUAAGAGAGAACAGCACCCUGGGUUUUCCUAUACCUCUCACCCACAACCCCAGCCUCAGUACCCCCACCUCAGCACCGAGAUGGUUGGAAGAUAAGGUGUCAUGAUGUCUACAGCUUUUAGGCAGUGCAGCCAAAGAUAACAUUGUAUAUCUCCUGCGAAAAGUGCACUCUCUUUUCGCCGUUGUCACACCUAAGAAACUUAGCAUAAAAACAUCUACUAUAAUAAUACACUCUGUAUAAAGACUUCCAAGUGCCCCCAAAAUGUCCUAUUGAGCUUGUCUGUCUAUCUAAGAUGCCAUCCAAGAUCACCCCCCCACUCGCUUGUCUUGUUGUUUCCUAGCCCCCCAAUUGAGGGCACCUCCCUCUCUGUGUUUGUGUCUCUUGAUAAUCGAUAUUUUUGAGGCCCCCAGGUCCCUAGUCUUAUAGAAUGCUCGUCUGAUCUGCUGUCGUCUGCUUGUUCCCUCAGGUUGAGGAACUGUUGACAAGAAAAUGAUGUAGUUGAUGUUGUUUGGCCCUGAUUUAUGCAUUUCCUGUUUGUCUCUCUGGGGACCUUUGUGGUUACUGCUUUUGUUGUGAAUAAAUAAG